Messenger RNA from Rangifer tarandus platyrhynchus (Svalbard reindeer), 228 nucleotides. Lineage: Eukaryota; Metazoa; Chordata; Mammalia; Artiodactyla; Cervidae. The record is from the annotation of a GenBank genome assembly.
AUGACAGACGCUCCCCCGAAGCCUCGCCAGCCGCCAGCAAGCGCAUCGUUCUCCCUGUCAACCUGCUAUCGAGAGGUGAUCCACAGCCAGCUGCAACUGGCCUCAUUUGUUAGUGUUCGCAAGCGUGAGCCGGAAGCUCUUUACCCUGAGAAAAGCGAGAACGGGUUCCUGAAAUCAGGGGCCCUGUCAUCAAGCCUGAGGUCUAAAUGCGCCACCUCCGGCUGGUGA